Drosophila mojavensis is the source of this 815-nucleotide messenger RNA. It is a transcript of the gene Spase25, whose product is annotated as signal peptidase complex subunit 2. Bases 143 to 724 code for a protein of 193 amino acids. Gene Ontology annotation, biological process: protein targeting to ER. Gene Ontology annotation, cellular component: signal peptidase complex; membrane. The record is from RefSeq and is a predicted model, not a curated record. The transcript has 2 exons. Lineage: Eukaryota; Metazoa; Arthropoda; Insecta; Diptera; Drosophilidae.
UACAUUCGGUUAUACGGUCACGCUGCAGAAAACAUAGAAUAUCUGUCGCGUUGUCAAAUUGUUAAAACAAUUUGUUUUUUAUUAUUUAUUUCAUUCUUGCCAGGCAAGUUAAAUAGGAAUUGAUUUAAAUAAGGCAAGCACCAUGACCAAGAAGGACGAUAAAGCACAGCCCGCUGAGGAGCUGGUUAAGGUGAACAAGUGGGACGGCUCUGCAGUGAAACAUGCUCUGGAUGAUGCCGUGAAGACCUGCCUGCUUGGUGAUCGUCCCCACCUAAAGGAACAGUUCGGCUUGGUCAACACUCGGCUAGUGCUCUGCGCUCUGGCCGUUGGCGUUGCCAUAAUGGCUCACGCCUGGGAUUUCACCCAUCCGUUUCCGCAGUCGAAGCCGGUGCUCCUAUUCAGCGUGCUGGCCUAUUUUGCGCUCAUGGGCGUCCUAACGCUCCAUACCACGUUCCGAGAGAAGGGCACCUUUGUUGUGGCCAUCCAGAAGGAUGCCGGCAACAAGACAUCACGAACCUGGGAGGCGAGCUCCGAUAUGAAGAAAUAUGACGACAAAUACAUACUGACGCUGUGUGUGCGAGAUGGGCGUGGCCAGCGUGAACAGACGAGCACCAAGUCGUGUGCCGCCUUCAUCGACACCAACGGCAUCAUUCUCGAGAAUCUGGUGGCCAACGAGGUGAAUCGACUAUACAACUCGCUCGCAGCCGAGAAGAAGGACAAGUAGCUUCUAGAGUCGCCGCCGACGACGCCGCCGUCGAUGCCGCCGUCAUCCACCCAAUCGCUGAUUGUCUAAAAUAUUUUCUGCUUUCCAACGA